GCAUGAACGUCACGCCAUUUAAGCUUUACAAGAGAUUGAACCUAGGUGAAUAGAAACAGACUAGGUUAGUAUUACCUUGGCUGACCGUUUGGUAAUUAGUCCUAGGGGUAUUGUGGAAGAUAUCCUAGUGAGGGUGGGCACAUUCUAUUAUCCGACAGAUUUCAUUAUCUUGGAUAUUAGUGAAGAUGCAGAUAUGCGCCUCAUACUAGGACCUCCUUUGCUUGCCAACGCCAAGGCGUUAAUUGAUGUUAAUAAGGGUACUUUACUAUUGAGAGAUGGAGAGGACAAAAUUACCUUUUCGAUUGACACUAAGAGUAAGAAGGGUGAUGUAAAGGAAAUGGAAUCGAAGGUUGUGGUUGCAAGUGGUGGUGAGCCCCUGAAGGCAAAACCCACUAGUGUUUUGGUUCCUUUGGAUGAUGUUAAACAGGAGCCUAAGGCGGGUACUAAACCUGAAGGGAGGAAGAAGAAAGCGUGGUGUGCAAAGAUGAGCCACAUCUUUGCCCCAAAGCAGGACAAGGGUAGGGCAAAAGUGCCCGACCAAGCACGCCACCCUUUGGAGCUUAAGAUGGGAGGCGACAAGUCUCUCCCCGAGACCGUGGCGGAUCCACUCUCGGAAGCCUCGUGAUCUCAAGCAUGAAAGGUCCGCAAUGUCGAGCUGGCGACGUAAACCUAGCGCUUGUUGGGAGGCAACCCAACAUAGGUUUGUUUUCUUUUUCUUUGUUUCCUCUUUUUGUGAUUGAGUGAUUAGUUUAAGUGGUUGAGUGGUGAUCACCGUGCCAGAGUUGUGUGUCUACAUGUUUUAAAUGUGUUGUGAUCGAGCUAGGGACAUGGUUGAUUAGAUCGAGUUAUGAAAUUUUGGGAAAUGCCCUGUUUUUCACCAGUUCACGGUUUUAGCCCUAUUAUCACGGUCAGCCGACUGUGUUAAUGAGGCGGAGAUCGUGAACAAAGGGCAGCCCCAGUUUUUAAAACGUAUCAUUUUUGCCCGAGUUCACGGUCAUAGAGUUAUUAUCAUGGUCGACGCGACCAUGAAAAUUAACUUUCGUCCGUGAACUGUGGGCUCGUGCAAUAUAAAGGGUGUGAACCCUUCUUCUUCACUUCACGCUGCCAUCACUAGAAUCCUCUGAAAUCCUAACAGGAAAUCGCGACAACCAUCAUUUUUCGGCAAUUUUGGCGACUUCUGGCCACCCAAAUUCAAAAUAAAAACUAGACCCAAUCUUCUCUCGUCUGGGUGCGCCUUCGCCGAGAUUUGGGCUCAAUUUUUUCUGCAAGGCAAUUUCCGGUGAGCCUCAGGUGAAUUCCCGGCGAGCCUCUCUAGGCAGUUUUUGUGCAUUUUUUUCGAAUCCCUCGCCCUCUCCUCAGCUUUCAUCGUACUUGAGUCUACAGGUUUGUUUUAAAAUUUUACCUUGUUAAUUUUGGAGAAUCGGAUUUAGUAAAUGAAUGUUGACAUUGGGCGAGGGGUUAGUUGAUUAAUGUUAUUUGAAUUAUGAAUGAAAUGGUUAUGAGCUUAAUUGAGCCUUGGUGGGUACGAAUUGGGUAGGAUUUGUGUUGAAUUGAGAAAAUUGCCCACCAAGUGCAAGGUUGAAGAAAUGUUGAUCCUCUUUUGUGAAUGAUGAUUGGUGGCCAUUGAGGCAUGGUUUAGGCUCGAUUUUGCUUUGUUGAUUUAUUUAUGAAUCAUCUAGAACCAUGCAUCGAUGUGCCUUGUGUGCAAUUGAGCUUAAAUGUUUGAGAAUUGGUCUUGUGCGAAGCCUUGAAGCGGAAUAGCCAUAGUGGGAUCCUAUAUGUGGGGGGAAAUUCCUUUUCUCCCCAUUGAUUUGAAACUAAUGAAAUGUUUCCACGUAUGGUGUAUGGUUAUAAUGUUUUAGCAGGAUGGAUGAUACCACUCACCCUAACAUUAGCUACUUGGUUACGGCAAUAAAUUCGAAUAGUGGAGGAACAAUCAUGCAGGACCGCACUGGUUCUUAGGCCUAGAUUUGUUCACCAUGUUCAGGUGUUGGUCGGCGUGUCGGGGGUGCUCAUCUAUCCCUAGUGGCGGAGUCUUUUAUCCGUGGACGAGCUCAUCUACAGAGAGCUCUGUGUGGAAUCAUUCUAUCAACACUAUUAAGCUCACAAGCAAAAAGCUCCUAACAUGAGACUGCCCCCGAAGUCACAAGGCUCAAAGGGGUUGACUAGAGGAUAAAUCAUUUCGGGACAA
Molecule: messenger RNA, 2191 nt
Organism: Linum trigynum
Lineage: Eukaryota; Viridiplantae; Streptophyta; Magnoliopsida; Malpighiales; Linaceae
Source: the annotation of a GenBank genome assembly